AAAACUUGCAAAUAAAGAAACUAUUCAAGAAAUUAAGCGAAUUAAUUAUGUAGAAUUCUACAAACUUACCAAAACAUUAGAAAAACUGGCAUUGUUAUGUGAUGAUAAAAAUGAUGGUAGCUGUGAAGGUGAAAAUAGUAUAGACGAUGAAUAUAAUGAUUAA
Entrophospora candida is the source of this 163-nucleotide messenger RNA. Lineage: Eukaryota; Fungi; Glomeromycota; Glomeromycetes; Entrophosporales; Entrophosporaceae. The record is from the annotation of a GenBank genome assembly.